Molecule: messenger RNA, 456 nt
Organism: Drosophila simulans
Lineage: Eukaryota; Metazoa; Arthropoda; Insecta; Diptera; Drosophilidae
Exons: 2
Coding region: 49-456 (135 amino acids)
Source: RefSeq, a predicted model, not a curated record
GACUGUGCUACCCCAUCCAAAGCCACAGUACAGCGCACAGCUAAAAAUAUGGCUGCUUCAGAUCUAGCGCUAGCCAAAUUCAUUUCGGUUUCUGACCGCUUAAGCGAAUUUGAGGCUCAGAUCAACACUCCGGAAUCCGCAGCUCCAACCAUCACGAUGCUUGGCGUCCGUCGCGACCAAGUCCGAACCCUAUGGGACAAGGUUGAGAAGGAAUACGAUCUCUGCUCAGAGUGCCUUGUGUCAGCAGGCGAAGCGGCAGUAAGCACCAUGCCUAUUCUCAAGGUUAAAUACAGUUAUUGCUAUUCAGUCUAUGAAAGGUGUGUUGCCCAGCUCGUUGAUAAAAUCGAGCAGGGCACUUCUCAGUCCAUCCCAACCGCGAACGCUGCGCCCCAGGCCUACAUUUCCUCUGGCUGUCGGUUGCCUCCAUGCGAUACAGAGAAUCUGGGCCGGCCUUGA